Phytophthora sojae is the source of this 633-nucleotide messenger RNA. RefSeq lists its product as hypothetical. The transcript is spliced from 5 exons. Lineage: Eukaryota; Oomycota; Peronosporomycetes; Peronosporales; Peronosporaceae. The record is from RefSeq and is a predicted model, not a curated record. Bases 1 to 633 code for a protein of 210 amino acids.
AUGACAGCGAUUGCUGCGCUGUUGUGGAGCGCACUGCCGGACGAGGAGCUGUUCGCCACUGCUCAGCUAUCGCGCGGCUCCGUGCGUUACCAACGUGGAUCGACCGAAGGACGCGACUCCGCCGUGGAGCUGAUGUACGCGCUGGAGAGCUCGUUCCGAUUUGGUGGACAGCCCGAGGCGGAUGGCCGAGAGCUGCCGCAGAGUUUCGCUCCCGUCUUCUGGCCCACAGACGCCACUUUCGGGCUCUUCGCUCGCAAGGACGACGCGCACUCGUCGCCAUGCUUCACACUAGGCACGUGGUUUAGCCUAUCUUCGCCAGAGCAGGGCGUAUUCCAGCGCGGCGUCUUGCUCGGGCUGCAGAGCGAGAAGUGUCGGAAGGAGGGCGGACGCUGGCCAGACUUCCACUGUCAACAUCUUGCGAGUGGAUACCCACAUGAACUUGUACUGCCCGGUGGCGGCAGCGACGCAAAGGGCCAGCAGCUCGAGAGUUUUCAGUACUACUACCCCCAGUCACUACAGUGCUGCAUGUGCUCGCCAAAGCGCGACGUACGCGUACUCGUCUGGAUGGCGCACGACGUGGAGAAGCUGGAUGCUGAGCCGAGACGCCUACUUCGACGCGGCGACGCCGUGUAA